This is a messenger RNA of Oncorhynchus tshawytscha (Chinook salmon), 9333 nucleotides long. RefSeq names its product sodium/calcium exchanger 3. Gene Ontology annotation, biological process: calcium ion import across plasma membrane; cell communication; sodium ion transmembrane transport. NCBI's taxonomy places the organism in Eukaryota, Metazoa, Chordata, Actinopteri, Salmoniformes, Salmonidae. The transcript has 8 exons. Gene Ontology annotation, cellular component: sarcolemma; axon; postsynapse. The record is from RefSeq and is a predicted model, not a curated record. Gene Ontology annotation, molecular function: calcium:sodium antiporter activity. Bases 930 to 3758 code for a protein of 942 amino acids.
UUGCUCAUUUAAGAUGUUCUAUUUGAAUACAGAAUAUCAUCUUUCUAAAGGAAUUUCAUCUGGAUUUAAAAUGUAAAACAAAUAGACAAUCUAAAACAAAUUGACAAUCUGGAGCUUCUGUCGGUCCGCGUACCAAAAUGAUGUCAAUGUAUCAUCAAAUGGAAUAUUUGUGUUUGAUUUAUUUGAGAUCGUAACGUUGGAUAUAGCCUUGGUCGGUUAUUUCGCAAGACUGGUGUGCCAUAUAUAUAUAUAUAUAUAUAUUUUUUUAAAGUUGACCAACGGACUGGACAGCAAAAGGAGCCGCAUCUAUACCGAGACCAUCAGAAUACAUUUUCUGCGCUAACGCAGAGGAGAUGGGCAGGAGAGGCGGCGAGCACUGCUGUCGGCUUGCGGGAGAAGAGAAGAGCCGUUUGGGUUUGCAUGGAUUUGGAUUCUAAGGUCCCCUUCCAUCGGUUCAGACCUCAGAAUAACGUCUUCUUCGCCGCUGACAGCUUGACGGUUGGUCUAUCUAUCUGCCUGGCGGAACGGGCUAACGGCAAAAGGACGGGAGGAAAAGAAGAGCGAGCCAUCACUUCUCCGGUUUGAUCGAUCGGUCGGAAGCAGAACGGGCUUGGGGACCAGUUUGAGUGUGCGUGAGGAAACCGAUAUCGCCUCUGGGGCAUUCUUUCAACGGCAGGAGGCUAGGAGGCUACAGCACGUUUGACUGAGGAGGAGGAGGUGCUGAUACAAACAAUAUAAACCUUUACAGCUGACCAAAUAGAUACCUCGGAGUCAAAAAAGGGGGUCGAUAGGAAAAGAGGCAUUACGCAGUGUCGACCAAAACACUUCAGGAUACAAGUACAGGUGUUGUGAGGUACCAGCCACAGCCCAGUGCUGGAUCCCAGAGGGCCAUUCAGUGUGGUAAGGACCCCCAGGACCCCCGAGGGUGGAUGGAUCGCUUCAGGCCGAGGCUGACGAGGCCGGGGCCGGAGAUCAGGACGGGGUCGUCCUCCUCCUCCUACCAAGCCUGCCUCUGGUUGGGCCUGCUCUCCGUGGCCGCAGCCUUCAAGUGCGCAGAGGGCACCCGCACCACCCCCAGCCCCGCCACCACAGACUCCCACAAUGCCACCUGCUCCGAGGGCACGUCCAGGUGCAAGCCAGGAAUCGUCCUGCCCAUCUGGUACCCUGAGGACCCCUCCAUGGGGGAUAAGAUGGCCCGAGUCAUCGUCUACUUUGUAGCUAUGAUCUACAUGUUCCUGGGAGUGUCCAUCAUAGCAGAUCGCUUCAUGGCGGCCAUCGAGGUCAUCACCUCCCAGGAGAAGGAGAUUAUUAUUAAGAGAGCCAACGGAGAGACCACCACCGCUACCAUCAGAAUCUGGAACGAGACGGUCUCCAACCUGACCCUCAUGGCCCUGGGUUCUAGUACCCCUGAGAUCCUGCUGUCUGUCAUCGAAGUCUGUGGACACGACUUCGUAGCUGGCGAGCUGGGGCCGUCUACGAUCGUCGGCAGCGCUGCCUUCAACAUGUUCGUGAUCAUCGGCCUGUGUGUGUCUGUGAUCCCCGAGGGAGAGACGAGGAAGGUGAAACAUCUUAGAGUGUUCUUUGUGACGGCAGCGUGGAGUAUCUUCGCCUACAUCUGGCUCUACAUGAUCCUGGCGGUGUUCAGUCCCAACGUAGUCCAGAUAUGGGAGGGGCUGCUAACCCUGGCCUUCUUCCCCAUCUGUGUCAUACUGGCCUGGGUAGCCGACCGACGACUCCUCUUCUACAAGUUCAUGCACAAGAAGUACCGCGCUGACAACCACCGCGGCGUCAUCAUCGAGACCGAGCACGAGCGCUCCAAGAGCAUCGAGAUGAUGGACGGCGGCGGCAAGAUGGUCAACUCCCACUUCGCCCACGACGGAGGCGCCGCCAAUAACCUCAUCAGCCUGAUCGAGGGGAAAGAAGUGGAUGAGUCUCGGCGGGAUAUGAUCCGGAUCCUGAAGGACCUGAAGCAGAAACACCCAGAGAAGGAGAUGGACCAGCUGGUAGAGAUGGCUAACUACUAUGCCUUAUCUCACCAGCAGAAGAGCCGAGCCUUCUACCGCAUCCAGGCCACGCGCAUGAUGACGGGUGCCGGGAACAUCCUGAAGAAGCACGUGGCAGAGCAGACCAAGAGGAGCGCCAGCGUACAGGAAGUGUGUGUGGUGGGGGAGGAAGUCGAGGAGUACGUGUCACGGAUCGCCUUCGAACCCGCCGUGUACCAGUGCCUGGAGAACUGUGGCGCCGCCCUGCUGGCCAUCUUCAGGAAGGGCGGCGACAUGGCCAAUACCAUCUACGUGGAUUACAAGACGGAGGACGGCUCAGCCAACGCCGGCGCAGACUACGAGUUCACCGAGGGAACCGUGGUGUUCAAACCCGGCGAGAUUGUCAAGGAGAUCAGCAUCGGAAUCAUCGACGACGACAUCUUUGAGGAGGACGAGCACUUCUUCGUGCGUCUCAGCAACGUGCGUGUCCUGGAGUCAGACGAGGAUGAGACACUACUGUCCCCCAACUCUCUCCCGUACCCUAAGGCCCUGCUGGGGUUCCCGUCCGUCGCCACAGUUACCAUCCUGGACGACGACCACGCCGGGAUAUUCACCUUCGAGAGCGACACGUGUCAGGUGAGCGAGAGCGUGGGCGUGAUGGAGGUGAAGGUGCUGAGGACUUCGGGGGCGAGGGGGACAGUCAUCGUCCCCUAUCGUACCAUGGAGGGGAUCGCCAAGGGAGGAGGGGAGGACUUUGAGGACACCUACGGAGAACUGGAGUUCAGGAACGACGAGACCUGCAAAACAUUUCAUGUGAAGGUGAUAGACGAUGAGGAGUAUGAGAAAAACAAGAACUUCUUCCUGGAGCUGGCCGAGCCGCGCAUGGUAGACAUGAGCCUGCAGAAAGAUGUCCCUAAGUUCUCAUCAGAGGAAGAGGAAGCUAAGCGGAUCGCAGAGAUGGGGAAGCCAGUGCUGGGGGAACACUCCAAACUGGAGGUCAUCAUCGAGGAGUCCUACGAGUUCAAGAACACAGUGGACAAGCUGAUCAAGAAGACGAACCUGGCUCUGGUGGUGGGCACCAACUCCUGGAGACAACAGUUCAUGGAGGCUAUCACAGUCAGUGCAGGAGACGAGGAUGAGGAAGACUCUGGUGAAGAGCGUCUCCCAUCAUGUUUCGACUACGUCAUGCACUUCCUCACCGUCUUCUGGAAGGUGCUGUUCGCCUGUGUUCCUCCCACGGACUACCUGAAUGGCUGGGCCUGCUUCUUCAUCUCCAUCGUCAUCAUCGGCAUGCUGACCGCAGUAAUCGGCGAUCUGGCCUCUCACUUUGGCUGCACCAUCGGGCUGAAGGACUCUGUUACUGCCGUGGUGUUCGUGGCGCUGGGUACAUCUGUCCCUGACACAUUUGCCAGUAAGGUAGCGGCGGUGCAGGACACAUAUGCAGACGCCUCCAUCGGUAACGUGACGGGCAGCAACGCGGUCAACGUGUUCCUGGGCAUCGGGGUGGCAUGGUCGAUAGCCGCCAUCUACUGGCACAUGCAAGGCAAGCAGUUUGUGGUGGAGGCCGGCUCGCUGGCCUUCUCCGUCACCCUCUACACCAUCUUCGCCUUCCUGGGGGUCUCCGUGCUGCUGUACCGCCGCCGGGCCCACAUCGGGGGGGAGCUGGGCGGGCCGCGCGGCCACAGACUGGCCACCUCAGCCUUCUUCUUCAGUCUCUGGUUCCUCUAUAUCCUCUUCUCCAGCAUGGAGGCCUACUGUCAUAUAGAAGGCUUCUAGAACACUUCUGAAACACUUCUAGAACCCUUCUGAAAGGCUUCUGGAGCAUUCUAGAGCCUCCUUUCAGGCUCCUUCCAGGAGGUUCAAAGUAGAACUUUAAGAAGUAAAAGUGGGAAUGAUGUGGAAGGAUGGUUUGUCGGUAUAACGGGAUGAGAAGAGGAGAAGAAUAGGAAGUGAAGGGGGUUUGUGGUGGUAAUAACUCCCUCUCCUCCACCCUCCCUCAACCCCCCCUCUAAGGACUCCCAGACGUGGUCAGUCUAUCUAUCGAUGUUAAGGCAUUGAGAGCCGGUCUGUUACCCACGUAGGAGUGCUUACAGCUGGGAUUGGGGAACCGUCAUACUGGGGUGAGAGCACCAGGAGUGGGUCUCAUCUGGUCUGGUUUGUAUUCCACUAGAAGAGACAUCAACUGGUCUUAAAACUGGAGAGAUCUGAGCUACCAUUAGAAGUCUAUAUUUUUCUCAAACACCUUGAUGAGAACAACUUUUUUUUUACACAACAAACAAAAAUGACACACAAAAAAAAGACAAAUCAAAGAUGCUAUUUUCUGAUCUUACAUUGUGGAGAACAAAAAAAGAUGAUAUCGUUUAAUGGAUAUUAUGUUGUUGAUGAUGAGUGACAAUUGAAUGGACUCAUAGUAUUUAGUUUCUUAUUUUUAAGGAACGAAUACAGCGGCAGAGUUCUCAGAGGCAAAGAGGAGGAACAACGGGAAAAAACGAAGUAACAAAACGAAGUAAGAAAACGAAGUAACGACAGAUCAAAAACGAAGUAACAAAACAAACUAACGACAGAUCAAAAACGAAGUAACGACAGAUCAAAAACGAAGUAACAAAACGAAGUAACGAGACAGAUCAAAAACGAAGUAACAAAACGAACUAACGACGGAUCAAAAACGAAGUAACAAAACAAACUAACGACGGAUCAAAAACGAAGUAACAAAACGAACUAACGACAGAUCGACGAUCAAACUAAAGACGGAAGGAAAAGAACAAGAAGAAGGAAAACAAGGAUUAUUAAACUGCCUUGAACAUCACUUCAUUACUCUCUCUCUAUAUAUAUAUAUAAUAUAGAGACAUAUUUUCUGUAUAUUUUGAAUAUUUGUUUUCAAUGUUGUCACAUUUGGCUUCUUCAGUCCUACAGAGGACCGCUGUGGUUUGGUUUGGUUUGAGGGGGUCGUAUCCUGGGAAAAGGAUACCUAUGUCUCAAAUGGCACCCUGCAGAGAGAAAUACUUUCUCCCAGGGCUCAUAUAGCUCUGGUGCACUACAUAGGGAAUAGGGCUCUGGUCAACGGUAGUGCACUACAUAGGGAAUAGGUUGCCAUUGGAGAUGUACCCCGAUGUCGUCUUCAUGUUGUUUUAUAAAUAUCUAUUACAUCUUACCUAAUGAAUUUAAAGAAACAUUGUAUUUUAAUUUAUUAUUAAUAUAAAUAUAUUGCUCUCACAAAGUUUUCACAUUUUAUUAAAUCAACAACAACAACAACCCCCCCCUCCCCAAAAAAUAUAAAAUGUGUUUCUGCAGAAAACUGUAACUGAUUGAUAAUUCAGAGCUAUUUUUCUACUGGUCUUCCAUGAUGCACUUUGCUGUAAACAUCUUAUUUAUUGAGACUUCUGUUCCCAUGUGACGUACAAGAUGGUAAUAUUGAACUAUAAGACCUGUUGAAAUGACGAAACCCUUUACUGCAUCUGUAGCUCACUACCAGCGUGGUGCUAGUGGGUUGAGAUGAGAUGACCUGACUCAAUGUCUCAUUGACAAGCUUUUCAUUCAAUUCAUGUCAUACUUUUUUAAAAUCACUUGUGACAUAGUCAAAAGGGGAAAUAAGUGUUAUCAUUUGUUUUGAAAUGUGUUCUACGCUCUUGUGGCUUUGAAUCUCUAGUGACUCUUGUCGAGGAGUGAAAUUUAAAGGAGAGAGAGACAUUUUAAAGAGAAAGAGAAAGAGAGAUGGUGAGAGAGAGAGAGAACUCAUGUAUACUAAUUUAAAGGAGAGAGAGAGGGAGAGAUAAACAUGGUUUAAUAGUGAUUAAGAGAGAGAACUCAUGUAUACUAAUUUAAAGCUCUCAACAAUCAGAUAUUUGUUGUUUAAUUUAUAAUUUAUAAUUUAAUUUAUAUACCUGUACUGUAGUCUAUUAUUUAAAUACCUGAUUGUUGGCCAUUUUAAAUCUGUGUAGAGAACCAAAAUGCAUAGAGGUACAGCUAUACAACAUCAAGGAUGUAUCCACUAGGAACCAGGGGUUGGAAUCCCCCAAAAAAUAUUUUGUUUCAGAACUAUAUUCUUUUUUUGGUCCGUUUCACUGUUUUCCGACCAGCAACGUGUUGAACCAAUUCUAAACAACAACAACAACAACAAGUGUACUGGUUUAUAUCGUUCAUUUCUAUUCCCUUUUAAACCUCUGAAAUGUUGCUCAAUAUUAAAUGACUUCACUAAUCAGUGCGGAUAGAGCAGCUUGCUAAGCUAUUUAAUCAGUAUAGGAAAGUCAUUAAGAGCCAGUUGUCUUUUGCCGUAAAAGCAUGGUUUAAUCAGAAUGAAAAACACACACGCGCGCGCUGUGCUGCCACUCACUAUGGACAGACAGGGCGCGAGAUGCGAAUGAUAUUUUGAGGGUGGGGAGAGAGCGAGAUGGGGUGGAGGAGGCUUGGCUUGAAGCGCUGGGCAUCUUAUGACGUGCAUUAACUGAAUUAGGCAGAAUUAUAUCUUCUUAUAUCAUAGUGGCUUCUAUGGAGGAACGUCGAAUGUCUUUAAACUUCCGGGUGUGGGUUUAACGUUGGACAAGAGAGAACAUUAUCUAGCUAACAAUCUUGUGUGUUCAGAGCAGCACCAGAAUUACCUUUUUUUGUAGUUAAUAAAUCCAAUGUGAAAUGUGAUAACUAGAGUAUCCUUAACUAGCAUUGAAAAAAAAGUUAAUCCGUUCUUCUCUAAUUCAACAUCUCUCUCCCUACUUUCUGAAUCACGUUAGAUUCAGGUGAGGUAGCCUACACACACACACUGGCAUAGGUAACAGAGUGAGGGCUUUGCAUAGACGCUUUGUGGCAAUUUUUGUGGGACUGGGAAAAAAAUGUCUGGAACUUUAAAAAAUAACGUUAUUAACCGGUUCCCACGCUUUAAUGGUUCUGUCCUGGAACCAUAUGGAUCACUUUCGUUCCCGGUUCUGAUUCUGUCCCUCAAAUAAAUUCGUUAUUUUCCGGUUUUUGUGUCUGUUCCCUGAACUGUUUCCAACCCCUGCUAAGAACCAAACAGAAGCAAACAGAACGAAACGGGGAAAGGAACCAACCUAAUUUUGUCCAAUAGAAAUCCUCGUUUUCAUUGCAAAAUUAUUUCCGUUGCUAAACGUAUUUUGUUGUUGUUACGGUGUGUGACUAAUGAAUACAACCUAGUAACACGAUGAGGUCAUCAGAGGGAGACCCAGAAAGCCGCAGUGACACUCAGGUACCACCAGGGGGGGGGGGUCAAUCUCAAUAUCAACCUCCAGCCCUUGUGGUGUGGUUGCCUCUUCCCUUCGAUUCCGUUCCCUUGGUCUGGUCAGGUCCACUCUUCAUAACACCCGAGUUUGUAUUUAUAGUUUCCUCUUCUAUCAUGAGACAUCAGGCAGUGGCUUGCCUGGUCCCAGAUCUGUUUGGGUUUUUUUUCCUACUCCGUUGUCAUUGUCGAGUCAGUUGCAUGAACAAUUCCGUAAUGAGUUGUCAAAAGUGUAGGAACGGACUGGAACUCAGGCUAGCUCAACGACACGUGUACGUCAAUCUACAUGUUUACAGACAAACACAGUAACGUGUGCUUACUAUGUCAACAUUUACAUCCACCGUAGUGUGUGUGUGUGAUUAUCAAACGCCAUACCCCCCCCCUCCUGAGAGUCUUAUAGGAAACAAGAAUUGCUGUGUUAUGAAGUGACCAGCGCAAAUAGAAGGAUAUAAAUAAAUAAAAACAUUUAAGAACUUAUCUUAUCUACAUACAAUCCCAAAAUAUAUUUAGCAUGGUGCCAGUCUUAUUUGUUAGUUUAGUGGAGGAUCAUUUUGUUAGUUUACUGGAGGAUCAUUUUGUUAGUUUACUGGAGGAUCAUUUUGUUAGUUUACUGGAGGAUCAUUUUGUUAGUUUAGUGGAGGGUCAUUUUGUUAGUUUACUGGAGGAUCAUUUUGUUAGUUUAGUGGAGGAUCAUUUUGUUAGUUUAGUGGAGGAUCAUUUUGUUAGUUUAGUGGAGGAUCAUUUUGUUAGUUUAGUGGAGGAUCAUUUCGUUAGCUUGGUUUUAUUCAUGAUCUUGUCACGUGAGAAGAGUUUAUCUGUAUGCACAAGUGAUUGUAUCUGUUCUACAGCACAGCUGAGAACGCUGUCAUUGUCACUCACGUUGUGAAGGGAUGAGAACACGUUUUAAUGGAUGGAGAAGGAUUGUUCGUGGUUUAAAAUAGACAUUUGUGUUUUUACGUGAAUGUUCUUUGAUACCAUCCCCCUCUAUUGGUUCUGUGCGGGAUAACGGACAUGCAGUCGUAAUAUAGUUAAUCUAUAACUGUCACCUCUCUGUUGUAAUUUACCACCAUAUUACACUGGAUUUUUACAGAAGUCAGGGACAGUAUUUAAAAAUAGAAAUUGACUUUUUAAGAUGAUUAUUUUUUGUCCACAGAGUAUGGUUGUAUGUGAUGUCGUCAUGAAAUGUGCUUUGUUUACACGUUACGAAUCACCAUAAUUUGCAACAAAAUCUCAAAUAGUUUCUUUUUUGAAUCAACGAUGCUGUGACAGUAUGCGUGGCAACUUUGAAAGAAACUUUUAUUUCAAAUUGUGAUAUGUUUUUACAAAUAUCCAAAAAAGAGAGGUAUGGAGUUUCUCUAUACUGAUGUCCCAGAUCAAAUAGAGGUGUUUAUAAUAUAUUUACCUAAAAGUUUUUUUCUAAUACAGAUUUAAAAAAUAACUUGUUUUGGUGCUGAUAAAAGUAAAAACAAUCCCUCUGCAAAAGCCUGUCAAAAAUAAUCUGCACCUUGUAACCACAAUGUAUUUCAUCUUGUACCAUGUACCAUGUUCCGUUCCAAUGUAUCUCAUCUUGUACCAUGUUCCGUUCCAAUGUAUCUCAUCUUGUACCAUGUUCCGUUCCAAUGUAUCUCAUCUUGUACCAUGUUCCGUUCCAAUGUAUCUCAUCUUGUACCAUGUUCCGUUCCAAUGUAUCUCAUCUUGUACCAUGUUCCGUUCCAAUGUAUCUCAUCUUGUACCAUGUUCCGUUCCAAUGUAUCUAGUCUUGUAUCAUGUUCCGUUCCAAUGUAUCUCAUCUUGUACCUUGUACCAUGUUCCGUUCCAAUGUAUCUCAUCUUGUACCUUGUACUACGUUCUGCCAUGAAUUGCAAUGUUUCUAUCAUGUCCAUCUCGCAUUUGACCGUGUCCCAAAUGGCACCCUAUUCCCUAUAUAGUGACAAUGGCCCCGGUCAAAACUAGUGCACUAUAAAGGGAAUAGAGUGCUGUUCGGGACUCAGCCAAUGUUAUGAAGGUGACGCAACCAGGACCUGAGCCAUCACAUAUCAUCAUACCCCAAUAUUACAUGUACCAGCAGCAUAUUGUACCAAAAAAAAAACAACACAAAUCUAGUAAGACUACCAUGACUAUUAAAAC